Drosophila virilis is the source of this 1596-nucleotide messenger RNA. Its product is annotated as chymotrypsin-1. NCBI's taxonomy places the organism in Eukaryota, Metazoa, Arthropoda, Insecta, Diptera, Drosophilidae. The record is from RefSeq and is a predicted model, not a curated record. Gene Ontology annotation, molecular function: serine-type endopeptidase activity. Gene Ontology annotation, biological process: proteolysis.
UGCUGGUUUUAAUUUGCAUGUGAGCUCACCGAGUCGCCCUGACAGGUUAAUCCGCAUGUUAACUCAUUAGGCUUUGUUCUCGCCCUGGCACAAAAUUCUGAUUAAAUGCGGUAGUCAAUUCCAUUGAACUGGCUGGGAAAACAGUUUAGGUUUGAAAACGGUUUAUUCGAAAGUUUUACUUUAGAAUCAAACGAAAGUCUGGUUUGCAACCGGAGCCAUCAAAAAACCUAAAUUGAGUGGAGACCAACUCAUCGCAGCUGGUUUUAACAAGAACAAACAAACUAUGUCACAUUUUAUGAGCUGCCAGUUAUCAGACCCUAAGCUUGGCUAGCUUCACAAGCUUAUCUUGCUUUAUGGAACGACCUUGUUAACUAUUAUAUGCGGUCAGACCGCCCACAGCUAUCGCCCCGAUAAAAUUCUAAUGAGCCCAAAUACAAUGUAUAAAAACCCCCAAUGCUUAGUCGAAGCCAAACAGUAGAGGGUACUAAUCCCAAAGCACAAGAACAACAUGGAAGCUCGAUGGAAUUUGGUCUUGCUAUUGCUCGGUCUACUGCAGCUCACAACUGGCAACCCCGUGGGCAACGUAAUAGAUUUGGAUGCAUAUUUUGAGAUGGCGAACAGCAGCUCGCAGGAGCGAGUGGUGGGCGGCUACGAUGUGCCCGACGAUGAGUAUGUGCCCUACCAGGUGUCCAUGCAGUUUCUAACACGCAGCGGCAAAAUGCGACACUUUUGCGGUGGCUCCUUAAUAGCGCCCAACCGGGUGCUCACCGCGGCGCACUGCGUCAAUGGGCAGAAUGCUAGCCGGAUCAGCGUGGUUGCGGGCAUACGUGAUCUUAAUGACAACACCGGCAAUCGCGCCCUGGUGCAGUCGUAUGAGAUGAAUGAGCACUACGAGGAGCUGGUGACCAGCGAUAUAGCCAUACUGAAGAUUGAUCCACCCUUUGAGUUGGAUGGCAAACGCGUGGGCACCAUCGAUGUUAGCAGCAAUGAGCUGGUUGGAGCUGAUCAGGAAGUGCUGCUUACCGGUUGGGGCUCUGUGUUUCACUUUGGCACCGGACCCUUUGCCAAAUACCCGACCAUACUCCAGAAACUCUCCUACAAGACGCUCGACAAUGCCAAGUGUAAGCAGACGAUGACUCAGCUGACGGAUACGGAGAUUUGUGCGCUGGAGCGUUUUGGCAAGGGUGCCUGCAAUGGCGAUUCGGGCGGUCCUUUGGUCAUGGCCAACGGCGAGUCGCUGAAGCAGGUGGGCGUCGUCUCAUAUGGCACUGCCUUCUGCGCCUCAAACAGUCCCGAUGUGUACACUCGCGUCUCCAUGUUUGAUGCUUGGAUUAAAGAGCGCAUGGCUUAGGCGGUGCAUGCCCACACCAUACAUGACACAUACCCUUACUACUAAAACAAAGCUGACAAAAUAAAUUAAAGUUCAUUAAAUUAAGGCAGUUGCUCAAUUCAAGCAGUAUGCAAAGAACGCAAGCAGUGCACAAUAUACUACAAUUUUUUGCUGCAUACUUUUAAGCUGACGCAAAAUUGCCGUUAAGCAGUGCGGAUUAUGGUCAAAUAUUGGCAGAAGAAUAUUAUUUAAAAUACAAAUUCACA